UUCAAUUUUUCAAUUCUCUCUCUCUCUCUCUCUCUCUCUCUCUCUCUCUUUAGUCUUACCGUCUCUGCUUCUAGUUCUCUUGUUGAACACACUCUUAUGCUUGGUAGGUUGUGCCGUUGAAGUGAUGGGCCCUAAACUCCACUGAAGUUUAAUGGUAAGAACCAACCAAAGAGGUCUCUUUACCUCUUUCAGUGCUUCCCUUUUGCCCCCAAUUUCGCGCUGUCUCGCAUUUUAGGUUUUGCCCUCUUUUUAACUCAGAAGAUAAGAUUUAGGGCAUUUGAUUUGACUUCAUUCUUGUGGAGUUUCUGAUAUUCCACAUGGGUGUCGUUGAUCAUGUUGUGUGAUUGUAUUCCUUGAGUUCUUGCCUCAUAGUUGCAGAAACAUACUUCAAAUUUCAUUCUCAAAUCUCAAUUUUUCUUUUAAGUGAAAGUGAACUGGGAGAAGAAGAAGGGGUUUAUGGGGCUGGAUUCUCUCGAAUUUCGUGUUGGGUAUGGCGUUUGAGGGAUAAAGACUUGAUUUUGGAGGUGCAAGUGGUGGAGGUAUCCCUGUCCCUGAAGCAUAGGAGCCCAGAAAGAUGGACAGAGUUAUUCAACCUCCUUUGGUUGAUACAACUGCAUGUUUAUGCAGAGUAGAUACAGGCCUAAAAACUGUUGCUGGAGCGAAGAAGUAUGUCCCGGGAACAAAGCUCUGUCUUCGGCCUGACAUUAAACCAUCCAUUCACCCAACUAGGAACAAGCAGGCACGUGGUGACAGAAGCCGCAAUCAAUCCCCACUACUUCCAGGACUCCCUGAUGAUCUUGCUAUUGCUUGCCUAAUCAGAGUACCACGUGUUGAACACCGUAAACUCCGGCUAGUCUGUAAAAGAUGGUAUCGUCUUUUGGUUGGUAAUUUCUUUUACUCACUCCGCAAGAGUCUUGGAAUUGCGGAAGAGUGGAUAUAUGUCAUUAAGAGAGACCGAGAUGGGAAAAUCUCAUGGCAUGCUUUUGAUCCUGUGUACCAACUAUGGCAGCCCCUGCCUCCUGUUCCUAAGGAAUAUUCUGGGGCUCUUGGUUUUGGCUGUGCUGUUCUCAGUGGCUGUCACCUGUACUUGUUUGGUGGGAAGGACCCACUAAAGGGAUCCAUGAGACGUGUCAUUUUUUAUAGUGCUAGGACAAAUAAAUGGCACCGUGCCCCUGAUAUGCUUCGCAGGCGGCACUUCUUUGGCUCCUGCGUCAUAAACAAUUGUCUGUAUGUGGCUGGUGGGGAGAAUGAGGGUGUGCACCGGUCCUUGAGAUCAGCUGAAGUGUAUGAUCCCAACAAGAACCGAUGGUCAUUUAUUUCAGAUAUGAGCACUGCAAUGGUGCCUUUCAUAGGAGUUGUCUAUGAAGGGAAGUGGUUCUUGAAGGGACUUGGUUCUCAUCGGCAGGUUCUAAGUGAGGUCUACCAGCCGGAGAAUGAUAGCUGGUACCCUGUUCAUGAUGGAAUGGUUGCUGGCUGGAGGAACCCUUGCACUACCCUUAAUGGACAGCUCUAUGCCUUAGACUGCAAGGAUGGCUGCAAACUUAGGGUUUAUGAUGAGGUUGCUGAUUCAUGGAGCAAGCAUAUUGACAGCAAAAUGCAUUUGGGGAACUCGCGGGCUUUGGAGGCUGCUGCUCUUGUCCCCCUCAAUGGGAAACUCUGUAUCAUCCGGAAUAAUAUGAGCAUUUCUCUGGUUGAUGUUUCAAAACAUGAAGAUUUGAAAGGAUCGUCUGCUGAACAGCUAUGGGAAACUAUUGCAGGGAAAGGACAGUUCAAGACCUUGGUCACAAAUCUAUGGUCUAGCCUUGCUGGGAGAAACCGACUCAAAAGUCACAUAGUUCACUGUCAGGUUCUUCAAGCUUAGAAGUUGUAUAGUGAUGA
Gastrolobium bilobum is the source of this 1878-nucleotide messenger RNA. Its product is annotated as F-box/kelch-repeat protein At1g55270-like. Bases 575 to 1861 code for a protein of 428 amino acids. The transcript has 2 exons. NCBI's taxonomy places the organism in Eukaryota, Viridiplantae, Streptophyta, Magnoliopsida, Fabales, Fabaceae. The record is from RefSeq and is a predicted model, not a curated record. Gene Ontology annotation, molecular function: protein binding.